AUGUACUCUGAGUUCGACAAAAAGGAGAAGAAGGUGCUCACGAUCUUUGUCAAGGAGGCCAUUGAGCUAGAGUCGUUGGGCAGCGUUGUUGAAGGUGAAGUACGUCCUCGGGUAGUUCCUGAACCCAAGCCCCUAGAGUCUUCUUCAGCAGAACAACCUCAAGUUCCAGCAGAACAGCCUGAUGCAGUUGGUGAAGGUGAUGUCCUUGUUGCUGAUGCCCAAUCCGGGGGAGAUCAUCCGGGCCAAGGCGAUGGAGUUCCACCCUUGAUCGGCCCGGCUCCCGUGGAAGUGCAGGGUGAUGAAGAUGAAGCUGUUCAGGUCAACAACAAGGAUGCAAGUUUCUCAGCAUUUCGAAGAAUGGUUCCGGAGAUCGCUGAGAGCAAGCUUCGGGCUAGCGUGCAGGCGUCGGAGGAAGUCUUGAAACAGCUGGAACGAAAACCUUUGGCCGAAGCCCUGGCUUCCCCUCCAGCGCCUGAGCUCGUGGCCCUCCAUGAGAUUUCCCACAUGCCGCGGGCACCAUGGUGCGAAGCUUGCGUUGCAACUCGCUCCCGAGAGGACAACUUUGAAGACGUUGGGAACACGCGAAGAGAAAAUCCCAUCAUCUCCUUGGACUACAUGUUCACUGGGACAAAGGACAAUGGAUUGGCAACCCACUUGGUCUGUGUUGAUAGCCAGUCGAAGUUUGUCAAGGUUGUUGCUUUGAGCGCUAAAGGGGGUAGCUUGCUGAAGUAUGCCACCAAGGAAGUGAUUAUCUUGUUGCAACAGCUUGGCUAUUCUCAGGUGAGUUUGCGCUUCGACACAGAGCCCGCCAUGAAGCAGUUAGCGGACUCCAUUCAGACCUCUCGUCUGAAGAUGGGCCUGGGUACCACUUUGGAACCUGUAGGUCCCGAUCCUUUGGCACAUCGAGCCCUACAUGCUGAGAGAUACAUUGACACCGUGCGCCGUUUGGGAAACUGCUUGCUGGAGACAGUGAGGCAGAGAACGGGGCACAAAGUUGAGAGCAGCGAUCCUCUUUUCGCUUGGGCUUAUGUUCAUGCUGGCUUCUUGAUUUCUCGUUUCACGGUGCACAAGGAUGGCUGCACGAGCUAUGAGCUGGUGCAUGGCAAACCUUACAGCCAGAAGCUGUGUCCUUUCGGAAGUGUUGUGUAUGCCCAGGUUUUGCCCAAGACCAAGAACAAAGGUGAGCCGUGGAAGUCGUAUGUGUGGCUUGGUCGCUCUGAGCUCGGCCAGCUUCACAUCCUUGGGAGUCCUGUGGGAAUCCAGUUUGCCAGGACAGCUCGUCGUGCACCGAAGGGAUAUGAUGUGGAAAUGCUGAAAACAAUGCGUGGCGUUCCUUGGGACUUCUCUCUGGAAGUCUUGGCUACAAAGCAGAAGAAGACUGACUACAACAGGGUGCCGGUGGUCUUGGAGACUUUGCCUUCGAAUGCCAACAACGACGAGGCAGCUUCUGAUCCUCCUUCUUCAGUUUCUGGGCAAGGUGAUGCAAGUCCCGUGGCCAGCGGAGACCAGAUGAGUGUGACUCUCCCUGGUGGCAGUUCGUCGAGCUCCUCUGGAUCGUCAAUGUCAGAGGAACUUCUUCCUGCUAACGUUGCAAUUGUUAGCACUCUGUCUGCUUUCAGUGUUGAAGGACUUGAAGAUCUUCCCACUGGUCAUGAACCAGAGCCUGAAGUUUUUGGAGAAGAGGACGAUUUGGAUGCCUUUACCGACGAGGGCAUCAAUUGGGAGAUUGAGGAGAUCUUGGACGAUGCGAAGAGACGGGCUUAUGAGGAUGGCCCACCUUGCUUAGAUCCUGAGAAGCUUGAACUCUUGGAUGCUGAAAUGGACAAAGUUGAGGAGGAGCGGCUUCUCAACAUGGGUGUUCUCAAGGAGCUCACGGACGAGGCCAAGAAGGCGGAGAUGUACAAGUUGAGUUGCAAGUUCGUGAGAGAUUGGCGCUUUCGUGACGAAUGGAAGCGAAGGAGCCGGCUUGUGGCGAGGGAGUACAAGUUUCUCCAGCCCGAGAUGGCUGAUCUUUAUUCUCCUGCGUCUUUGGCUUCUUUGCAAAAGCUCUUUGCAGCGCUGGCGUGCAGCAACCCGAACCUUGUGGUCUUGAGUGGCGACGUGAAGGACGCAUACCUUUGUGUAGAGCAACGGCGACCAACCUAUAUCGAGACCUCAAGGGGGAUAUGCUACGAGCUCAAGUUCAACUUGCCGGGACAGCGAGCGGGUGCAACAGAUUGGUUCGACAAGUUCAGAUCCAUUUUGGAGCGUGACAACAUUCGCAGCUUUGUCGGUGCCCCUGCCUUGUUCAUCGAGCCGAGGUCCAUUGCUGUGCUCACACAUGUGGAUGAUAUUGAAACAGUGUGCGAGCUAGAGAGAGCUGAGAGACUCAAGGCCCACUGCGAGAAAGAGGGUUUGAACAUUUCAUGGGAAGGGCCUUUGAGUGUGGACUUUGGUUGCUGCAAGUUUCUCAAAAGGAAGAUGUAUUCUGUUGAAGGGGGCAUCUUCAUUGAGCAGGACAAGAAGCACAUUCAAAAGCUGACCGAGUUGACUGACACCGCCCGCGCAACUGUGAAACACACUCCCUGUCCUUCUCAUCCCCACCAGUGUUCUGAUGAAGCUCUUUUAGGAGGCGAGCACUACAACAAGUUCCGGACCGCGAUCGGCAUCCUGCUCUAUAUGGGGCCGGACAGGCCUGAUAUUCUUUACUCCGUGAAGGUUCUCUCCAGUAGGACCACCACACCCCGGCAACAUGAGUGGAAGCUUCUGUGCCACUUGGUGCGUUACCUGAAAGGGCAAGAUGAUCAAGGACUUUUGUUCACACCCUCGUGGCCGGGUCGGACCUUAGAGCAGAGGUGUCUUGAGCUGGAAAGAGAUGAGGAAGUCAAGAUCAAGGGCAACAAUCCUUUCAGUGGGAAACACCUACUUGAGAGUGAGGCACUGCUGAUCAAGAGGGUCAUCAAUUGCCUCACUGGUGGAGAGUGCGAGUGCAUCCACAGAGUGGACAACAGUGCCUGCAGAGCUUUGUUGAACCGAGAAGGCCUUGGGGGCCUCAAGCAUGUUGACUUGCACUACUUGUGGGUACAGCAGAAAAGAAAGGAUGGCGAGUUUUCGGUGAAGGCCAUAGGAACCCAGUUCUGUCCAGCUGAUAUCGGCGCCAAGGCCCACGCAGCACCUCGCAUGAAACUUCUGAGCUACAUGUGCGGUGUGUCAUGUUCCCAUGGUCCUGUUGGAAAGGAGGUGUUCGUUGCAGCUUGGAAUGCGCAGGCGACUAAGAAGAUGGCAGCGAAAGCAUCCAGGGUGAACGUGAAGCAAAACCUACGUCAAGUUUUGGCUUUCAGUCUUCUUGAACUUGGCUGGGGAGCUCCCUGUGACGAAGUGCCGUCUGCCAUGGACAACCAGAACAACUUCGUGCUCAACGUGAUCUUCCUGGGUUUGGUCUUCUUUGUCUUCAGCGAAGUGGUCAAGGUGAUCUUCUUCCUCUUCAAGAAAGGGGGCAACAUUAUCUUCAAAGGAAGCUCCUUCAGCUUUGCCGUGGUCUACCUCAACCUCUUUGGCUUCGCCCUCGGCAAGGACAGUGUGGAAACAUCUAUGUCACCUACAUCGAGUACCUCCUGGACAUCUUCGACUACAUGGACCAAUGGUGAGCUGAUCUCCUUCCUGGUGCUGUUCUUCCUCUCCAUCACGCUGGUGGUGAUGUCGUCUCGCAGGUGGCGGCAGGUGGAGAAUGACGUGGAGAGCGGCAAUGGCGAGGAGGAGAACCUUAUCUCUGAGAACGAGGACACGAGCUUGGGUGAUUCGUUCGCCCGGCCGUCAGAGCUGCGCCGUUUGGAAGAGUCGGUGCUAGAUCAGCUGUCGCUUUUGCAGAUUCGAGUCACUCGUCUCGAAGCCCGCUUGCAUCCCUUGAGCCUUCCGACAGACAGUGACGACAGUGCGCUCCCACGCGCCUCGCGUGCUGCGGCGGGCCCUGAGGCCGCCAACCUGACUGAGGCUGAUCCUGAUCACUCGGUUUCUGGUCAGGGGGAGGAGCCUAGUGAUGAUGCAGCCAGUGUCAAUGCAUGGGGCCUGUUGGCUCCCCUGAGCCCGACCACCCAUGCUGCCGUGCCUGAGGAAAGCCAGGAGGACCCCGCCUUGUGGCUGUCGGAGCCUUUUAGUCCCUUUGUUUACGACCCUGUGCACGACCCCAACCUUGGAGACCCUGCCUCGGACUUGGGUUCUUAUGAUAUGGUUCAUAGUGGGGAACGCGAAAGGUCUCUUGACCCCGAAGACAUUUGGUAUGAUUCAGUGCGAGAUCAUUCUUUAGAUGCGGCCCUAGCCGAAGGUGACAGAGAGGAGGUAGCAACCAGCGUUGUGGAAGAGCCUCUUCUGCCUGCUGAGUCGCUAUCCUACAAGCGUGUCUUCGAGGAUGCCAGGUGGGCCGAGGUUGCUCAGGAGGCAAAGUUCAGGCGUGUGUGUCAGGACUUACCAAAGAUGCCUUGGGAGCAAGGUGCAUGGUCCAGCAUUUUUGGACCUGAGAGAAACAUGAUCGACGAUGCCCUUAGGAGCAGUGUGCAAGCCUCUUAUGGCUCCGAGGAAGCUGGUCAAUUGCCACCCGAGAACCUGCCGUCAGCUUCGGCCUUUCUUGAGAAAACUUCGAGUGUAGUUAGGAUCAGGCUAAGGCGGUUUCAUCUUGAGCGACCGGCUGAUGACAGAAGGGAGCACGCCAUAAAGCGACUGAGAGCUCUCAUCAUGUACGAUCCCGACACUACCUUCUUGGGGAUGGUAGUGGCAAAGGAGGCUGCAAACCUAGCUGACGAUGAGGCUCUGUCAUACUCCUUCACUUGUGCUUUUGCAAAGAGUGCUUCCGGCUCUCUCAUAAAGAGAGCUGGGUCCCUUGACCGUUUUGGUAAGUGGAUCCUCUGCUGCCGAGGGACCUCGCCCCUCAGAUGCUCCGAGGUUGACCUGUUUGCCUACUUCUCGCACCUGCAGGGCGAGGGGGCGGGGGCCACGUCAUGCCAGCAUUGUGUGGAGGCACUGCGGUUCCUCCAUGGUGUUGCGGUGUUUCAAGUGCUUGACCUUGAGGAAGUCUUUAGCGCCAGGGUGCUAGGAAUUGUAAGGAUUAUGCAUGUGACAAAGGCUCCGUUAGCUCAACGUCCCCCUCUGACUGUAGAACACCUGUCCCUCUUGGAGCAGUUCGUGACCAUGAACAAGGAUCACCGCGCAUGUGUGGUAGGCCAACUGGUCUUCUGCGCACAUGCUUGUGCCCGGUGGGCGGACAGUCAGCGCGUACAGAGCCUAACCCUGGAGUGCGAUGCUGAGAGUGGUGUGGUCCUGAUAGUGGCCGGGGCACUCGGCUCCAAAACAGCGAUCUCUGCUGAAGCACGCACGCGGCUUCUGCCGUACGUCGCCCUGGGCAAAGGCGUAAGCAACGUGCCAUGGGCAGAGGCGUGGAUGGAGGCCAGAAAAGAAAUGGGUCUGCAAGUUGGAGGGUCUUUUCUCCUUCCAACCUGGAGUGAGCGAAAAUAUGACUGGGGUGAUUUUGAAAUGGGGGCCGCGGAGGCCACAAACUACCUCAGGGAGGCGCUCAUUUCCAUGGGAUGCGAUCUUGACGAGGUCCAGGACUAUGGCAGCCACAGCAUGAAAACUACUGUCCUGACUUGGUGUGGCCGUAGCACGAUCAUUCCUUUCACGGAGCCUGAGCAGCGUGCGCUUGGACAUCAUCUGGCAAAGGUGCUGGCCGUCUUUUCAACCAUCCAGCAAAACCGUUUCAAGCCGGAUUUGCCUGGUGCUGCAAGUGUUGCUGCUAUGGCGCAGUCCUUUGAAGAGGGCAACGAAAGGGGCUUGAGCCGACUUGACAUUCCGGCGUCAAAGCUGAACGGCGAAAAGAUGGAUGAGGACGGGGAGUCGGACGACUCCGAUCAUGCCUCGAUAGAUUUGGACAGAGAGCUCGAAAGGGAUGAUGGACUGUCGGCAGCCAACUUGGAGGUGCUCCAGCAUGCAGGCGUUGCAAGCUUUGGCCAGUUGUGCUUUAGUGUGAGUGCCUCCCCUCACACCAUCACUGACCAAACUUUCGAAGCGUGGGUUCAGCGGCUUUGGGUGCCCUCGGUCCCUUCUGAGCAGCAGCAAACAUGUCUAAAGAAGCUCCUUUUCGAAAGCCAAACCAUGUCAAUGGGCGAGAUUCGACAGAAGAUGCAACCGGCCUCGGAGCAAGUUGCAAAGCCUCUGCCCCCAUCGGAGCGGUUAGCCAGGUCGCAGCGACAGCAGGCUAGGAUCACUGGUUUGGUGUACACGCCUGAAACUACUCCCUCGCACUACCUAGUUGACUUGUUUAACGAUCAACUUGAGACGGGCGUCAUUGCUUGGGUCGCGCCUGAAAAGUGUGCUUCCAGGGCAGAUGAGAUGCAAAGCAAUAAGAAGGACAAAGCCUUGCAGCUUAUGCCGGAUGGACAAAUCAAGGUUAACUCCAAGGCUGCAGAGGUCAGGUGUGAGGCCAGCACUGACUCCAAGCUUCGUGCAGCUUGGCAGAGGCGGUCCCUUGCAAUGGACAUGGCCGGGAUUGCAACUUUCAUUGUGGUUGAAAAGUGGGUGCAUCAUCUCUUUUCAGUGUUUGCCCGCGACGUCCCGGAAGGUUAUGCACCCAUCCAGUUGAGGCAAAUGGUGAAUGCAGACAAGCGCUUGUUCAUGUUGGCCGCCGAGGGCCUGCCUGCUGAUCUCAGGGCCAGCCGGCCCGGAGACAGGACACCGCUGGAUGAUCAAAUUAUCAUGCUGAUGUUCUCUCCCGAGAUCUCUCAGUACCUUGUGCCGAUGCCCAAGCCUCAUGUUCCGCCCCCACCUCUGGGGGGUAAGGCCUUAGCCGAUUCGCUGAAGCGGGCCUUCAGUGAGGACUUGAUGGAAUCCCAGACAAGUGCCGCCGCACCUGCCUCGGCAAAGGCUGCAAAUGUUCAAGGUGGGGCUGGUGAGUUCACUUUCCCGCCUUUGCCGCCUCUAGUGGUCAGAGACUUCACAGGUGAGGUGCCAUUACCACAGGAUUUCCCAGGCUUUGGCGAAUCGUCGGACGGCAGCUUCAGUCGAGUUAGCCUAGGUUGCGAGCGUGUCGGGAACGACCUACACCUCACUCAGCUUGAAUUCCCGGAAGACUGGGAAGAGGACCCAUCACAGGUCCCCGAUGCUUGGACGCCUCCUGGUGUGGAGACCUUGGAGCGAGCCGAUAGGGAUGUGGCCGGUCUGAUGCGAGACAUUUUCGGAAGCGACGAUUCUCAUGUAGGGCACAUGGAAUCGGGGACAGCCUCGAAUGCACCCCGACAGCAGUCGGUUUCUUCGGUCCCUGUUCUUGACAAAGCUGCGUCGUUGGCCCAUGCAGAUGCCUCUGCUGAAGGGCUUAGCUUGGAAGCCCCCGGGGCAUUCGCUUCGACCGCGGGUGUCGUAGAUGAUGCUUUGGGUUCCUUUGUAGGAGGGCUUGUUAAGCAGGAUGUUGCUAGAUUCGGCAAACUUGAUGACGGUCUUAGGCUUCCGUGGGAGAGUGAGUUCUCCAAGCUGCUUUUCGACCCAGACUGUGUGUGGGACCCUUUGCAAGGUCGCAAGCAGGGGUCGAUCUUCCCGCCGAUCACACACAAUGCCCAGGCAGCUCGCAAACCUGAAGCCGGGUCCAAGGAUGCUCCGUCGGGUUCGAUUUUCGCCUGGGCCAUUGCGUUGGGUUCUGCAGCUCGCGAUCCCGCCGCGGAGCGAGAGCGUAAGAGGGAGCAAGGUAUCGGCAUGUGGAGUAGACUUGUGCUGAGGUACUCUGAGUGCUGCUCUCUUUUCGAGUGUGUCUGUCAGGGAAUGAGAAACAGAGAAGCGGGCUACGAGGACGUUGUACUGGCUGUUUCAGCUGCUGUGGGAGUGAAAUCACCGCACACCAUACACAAACGAGCUGCAUCCUUUUGGACCUUCGUUCGAUGGCUAGAUGUCCACGAGCCCUUAGCCCCGAGCGGGCUGCAUGAGGUGCAGGUGUGGAAUUUUGUGCAGUUCCUCAAGGAAACUUCUGCGCCGGCCUCCAAGGCUGCUUCUGUCCUGAGUGCUUUCAGGUUUGCUCACUUUGUGCUGGGGUUCCGUUUGUCGGGCAUAGUUGAUUCUAGGAGGAUUGCCGGAGCCACUGAGCAGCAGCUUGUGAACGUGCGCAAACUCCGCCAGGCUAAAGAUCUUACGGUCUCGCAGGUACUCGAGUUGCACGCAAGGUUGGAGUCGGGAGCCUUGCACUGCUUUGACCGCGUACUCCUCGCUUCUCUGCUGAUUAGGCUGUAUGCUAGGGCUCGCCCGAGCGAUUUCCUUUUCGUUGAGUCGGUCGAGGUUGACUGCCCGCCUGGAGCCGACUACCCGUUGUUAGUGUUCGAAGUUUCCCAGCACAAGGGGGCCAGGAAGGUGCAGCUUAAGACCAAGCUGCUGCCGAUCCUAGUUCCCAUGAUCGGGGUCCACGGAAAGUGCUGGAUUGAUGAAGCCUUGAGUGCUUUCCGGAAGGCGGGGAGAAGCUUGACUUCGGUUCGGGGUCCUCUGACCUUGGCGCCUGCCGAUGAAUCAGGGGUCGUCUCUUCGAGGAGGUCCAUCGCUUCCUCCGAAGUGGGCAAGAUGUUGCGAGCUUUCCUAGGUUUGCCUGAGGAGGUCACCGAUCCUUCGGCCCCCAGGGUCACUGCAUACUCGUUGCGAGGCACUUGCUUGGGAUGGGGAGGUAAGUUCGGGUUUGACGAGGACCUGAAAAGCAUCUUGGGGAGACAUGCGUCCUCGGUCAAGACUACGCAAGCCAUCUACAGCAGAGAACUGUCAGCUGCACCGGUCAGACGGCUUCAGGACAUGAUCAGAGAAGUUGCAGCCGGAAACUUCUUCCCUGAUAACAGUCGCUCGAGUUACUUCCCGAGGCGAGCAGUUGGUAACGAGGAGGUCACGAUCCGGGGCUCCGACAAAGGAUCAGAGAAGCUCAAUCCAGUCAAGGUUGAGGUGGUCAGCAGUGACGAGUCCGAGGCAGGGAACUCUGUUUCCUCGGACAAUGAGUGCAGCGAUUCCUCUCAGUCAUCGCAGUCUUCCUCCUCGUCGUCUGCGAGCGAGGCGGUUCAGCCUGCUGUUCGUAGGUGGAAGCGAGCUAAAGUCGAGGAGCCAGACCAGGUGUGGUAUGUGAACACUUCGAGUGGGGUCUUGCAUCUGCUUGCCAGCCCCGAUGAUGUUCCGAUGCUGCUCGCAUGUGGGCGACCCGUAAGUGGGAACUAUCGUGAAGCGACGAGGAUCGAAGUCAGUCGUGGCAAAGAGUGCCGGACCUGCCGGCGCAAUGUUGGCCUCAGUCGCGAAAGCCUCAGGGCGCUCGCGGACCAUGGGAUCGAUACUUUGAGCAAGCUGGCUUAUUCCUGUGGCCAGCCGGGCACGCCGCUGCCUCAAUCUGAGUUCGAUGAUUUCAUUUCCACGGUCAUGCCAGCGGCACUCUUGGGUGAGAAAGGAAGCGUGAAGCGGCUUCUCUUCGAGAGUCAAGCACUCCUGCUUAAUGAUCUCAGGGAACAGGUGACCCAGCCCGAUAAGUGGUCUACGCGAGACGUUCCGACGGUCGAACGUCAGAAGAGGAUGGAGGCCGUGCGAGCCAGCAUACCGGGUGUUGUGCUUGAGGGGUCCCUGGAGCCCUCCCAUGGUCUCUUGAAUGCAGCUUGUCGAAUGGAAAGAGAGGGGCAGCUUCGCUACAUAGCCCCCGAGCAGUGCGGCACUCGCAUGUAUGAGAUCCAGAAUGUUAAGGCCCAGAGUAAAACCCUGUCAUUGGAGGAGGGCAAGUUGGCGAUUUCUGAGGAGAAAGGGUUGCCAGAAGUAGCCUGCGGGUCAGCCUUGUUAUUGCAAGAGGCUUUGAAGCGCCGAGGUGUGGCUCUCCAGUUCGCCGGUGUAGCCAGUUACGUGGCACAUGAAAGGUAUGUCCUCAAACUCUUUGGGCAUAUGGGGCGAGAGCCCCCGCCAGGCUAUGCAAGGACUAGUGUACACCAACUCCUUACGGCAGAUAGGCAGGUCUGGACGCGAAUGAUCGAAAACGAAAUCAGUCCGAAAAGGAGUGCAGAUGGGACAUACCCUGUUGAUCGGGCUCUGCUCUCCACACUUGAGACCUUUGACGUAACUGUAGCCCUCCUUCCGCGAAAGUCCGAGGAAAGCAAGAAGAGGGUCGCCACGCCGCACAAGCCCGGGGUUGAGCGAGACACUAAAAUUACGAAGCCCCCCAAGGGCAAAGGUAAAGGCAAGAAGGGCACAUGGCAGCCCAGUGUGCCGGAAGCCAUCCGUAAACUGGGUGGAGUUGCAGAGACUCCCGACAAGAAGCGCAUUUGCUUCUCCAGGCCGCUGUUACACCAGUCGCAUCGACCUCCGCUGGAGGUCAUGAUUCACCGUAAGCUUGCCGAUGUUUUGCAAUUGAUCACUAUGCUUGAGAGCGAGACCCCGGCGAGGGGACAAGAAGCGCCAAACACUUUCUCCUGGACUUCGGGAGCAUAUGCCAAAGGUGGAGAGGUCUGGCAAAAAGGGCCCGGCAACGACGUCGUGCAGGUCCAUCUCAACAUGCCUACAGGCCGAUCUGGCCACGCCCAAAGGACAGGACUUGUGCAUGGAGUGGAUAUGAUAUCGUCACCUAGGUUAGCCGGCCUUUUUGUGACUCCGCCUGCUCACUUGGGCAGUGCUUUGGACCAAUUCUUGGCAGCAGCCUUGUUACAUGUCCUCGGCCGAGGGGCGGUCUGUGUUUUGGCCCAGUCGGGCGAUGGGCCGUUCUGGACGUCCGACUGCUGGAGCAAGGUCUCUUCGCAUUUUACUUUUGUGUCGUGCCACGACUGCGCAUACGAAGGAAACCACCUGAGCACUACCAUCUUUGCUGUCACCGAUCGCUCAUUUUCGAAGCUUGCUCGAUUUUGCUCGGGCAACUCGUGCCGCCAGGACCGUCUGCCUGAGUCCAAAUUGCAUGGCGCCCAUCCGGUGCGUCUUGCCACGCAGAUAGCUUGCUGUUUUGCUCAACACUUCGUGCAAAAGGGCUGGCAAUCGCCCCCGCAAACUUUUGAUGCUUUUGAUCCUCGCUUGGAAGUUCCUAUGUCUCGUGCUUUGGCUGGUGCCCAACCUCGGGCCAGCAAGAUACCGCCACUAGUUAGUGAGCAUCAGCGGGUCCUAGUCUUGCAGCACCCUCCGGGGCUCGUGCUGCCGUGUCAGCCGAUGCAACGACUCCGAAACCCGUGGCCCGUGCCGCCACAGUGUGGUGCCACCCUGGCACACAUCCCGGCAAAAGCUCAGCUGCUCCGGCACGUGCCAAUAGUGCAAGCUGGGGGUAAAGAACUGGUGAAAGUUGAUUCUUGGGAGAUGGCUUGGGGGUUACCCUGGGAGCCUGAGGAGUUCAUGCAGAAGGCGUCCGAAUCAUGUCACCCAAGGUCGAUGGGCUCGGUGCUCCCGGCCCCCUUGAAUGAUACUCUUGAAUCCUUGGAUAAGUUGGGAGACGCCGAAGUUUCCGCUUUGAGGGCUAGGGUAAUCAAGGAGUGGUUGCACUUGGCGACUUCGUUGUCCUCCAAUGAGGCGGAGCUGAAGGCCAGCAUGCACCCCGAUGUCCGUGAGAUUACAGCAUCCAAACGCAUCCUCUUGUGGGAAGCUUUGCUUAAGAAAUACGAUUACCCAGACCAGUGUGUGUCGAGCCUUCUCAAGGAAGGCGUCCCGUUGGUGGGGCAUGACCCCGCCUUAGCAGCAGAAGUUUGCUCCAAGACCGAUAAGGAGCGCGAAGCAGGUUGGAUCGUUGGUCCCUUGUGCGAGUCCAGCUUGUGUGAUGGGAUCUUGGUUAGCCGUCGGUUCGGAAUCCAGCAAGGCCAGAAGGUAAGGUGCAUCGACAAUUUGACUUCUUCGGGGGUGAACCUUGCGGUGCAGGCCUAUGAGGCUCCGCAGCCUCAGUCUACAGACGUGGUUGCAUCCACCUGUCUUCGACUGCUGAAAUCCAUCAAAAAGAGAGCAGGCAAGGUCUUGUUCAAAAUCUUGGGCAAGGCGUUUGAUCUCACUGCAGCUUACCGGCAGAUGCCAGUCCACCCAGACACAGCCUGGGCAGCGUACGUUUGCUUCGUGCAUCCAGACACGAACGAGCGAGUGUACUUUCGGAUGAAGGCCAUGCCAUUUGGAUCGGCAAUGGCAGUCUACGCUUUCCUUAGGAUUAGUCAUUCCUUGUGGUUUCUCGGUGCAAAGGCAUUGCUUUUGCCUUGGUCGUCGUUUUUCGAUGACUUUGUCACUUUUGCGACGACGGGGUGCUCUGCGUCGGCAGAGGCGGCAGUAACGUCAAUGUUCAAACUCCUAGGUUGGGCGUUCGCCGAGUCCGGCGAAAAGGCAAAUGACUUUUCCGAGUGCUUCCAGGCGCUUGGAAUCAUGGUGGACCUUCGUGCAUGCCUUGAUGGCACCAUAAGCUUCAAGAACACUGCAAAGCGGGUCUCCGAGAUCAGGGCGUUCGUGGGCAAGGUGCUUGAGUCAGGUAGGUUGCCACAUCACGAGGCUCUAAGGCUCAGGGGUAGGUGCCAGUUCGCCGAUUCGCAAAUCUUCGGUCGUACUGGGAAGAAGUGCUUGGGCCUGAUCACUGCUCAUGCUUACGGCUUUGACGAUGUAAUCAGUCGCGAACUCAGGGCAUCGCUCGAGAAGUUCCUGCUCAGGCUCGAGGUCGGGGCCCCGCGCUUGAUCAAGAUCCUUGAGGGCGGAUCAUGGCAUGUGUACACAGAUGCUUCGUAUGAGCCAGGGGCAGGGCAUAGUUUCUGCGGCCUAGGAGGGGUGCUGGUUGAUCCUACUGGUGUUCCACGAAAAUUCUUUUCACUUGUUUUGAGCGAUGCACAGAAAAACUUUCUUGGCGAGCAGAAUUCUGCACAGAUCAUCUUCCAGGCUGAAAUGCUAGCAAUGGCAGUGGCACUGGACGUAUGGUUGCAGGACUUGAUGGGGCACACGGCAAUCUUCUUUGUGGACAAUAACGGUGUGCGUGACGCAGCUAUCUCUGCGAAUGCCAGAGCUUCAGUCGCGAGACGGUUGUUGGAGGCGUUUCUGCAGAAGGAACAUAACUCCUCAAUCAUUCCGUGGUUCGCAAGGGUACCAUCCCCAUCGAACCCUGCAGACGAACCUUCAAGGGUUGAGCUUGACAGCUUGAGCUUGCUGGGGGUUCAACUCCUUCGUUCGAAUGUGACUCAAAGAGUCGACUCUUGCUUGAAGGAUGUUCAGGGACUUAGGUAA
This is a messenger RNA of Symbiodinium sp. CCMP2592, 13164 nucleotides long. NCBI's taxonomy places the organism in Eukaryota, Dinophyceae, Suessiales, Symbiodiniaceae. The record is from the annotation of a GenBank genome assembly.